This is a messenger RNA of Diceros bicornis minor, 2106 nucleotides long. RefSeq names its product leukocyte immunoglobulin-like receptor subfamily A member 2. The transcript has 8 exons. The record is from RefSeq and is a predicted model, not a curated record. NCBI's taxonomy places the organism in Eukaryota, Metazoa, Chordata, Mammalia, Perissodactyla, Rhinocerotidae. Bases 97 to 2088 code for a protein of 663 amino acids.
CUCCCACUGUGGGGUGCUCCUCCCAGGCAGAAGGGAACAGAGUGUGGGCUCAGGGGACUUCAGCCCUCACAGUCCACACCUGGGGUAUGUGGGCUAAUGGUCCCCCCUUUAACACAGCUCCCUCCUUCUCCCUCAGGAGCGUACAGUGCACCCUCCCUCUCAGCCCACCCAGGCCCUGUGGUGGCAUCAGGAGAGAACGUGUCCCUCUCCUGUAGCUCCGAGUCCACACUGGACAUUUUCCAUCUGCUGAAGGAGGGAGGAGCUGACCCACCAAGACACAUGGAAUUGACGACCUAUCUUGGGAUGUGGCAGGCUGUCUUCACUGUGGGCCCUGUGAAUGCCUCCCAUGGGGGGACCUACAGAUGCUAUGGUUCUCCCAGCUCCUACUCCUUUGUGUGGUCACACCCCAGCAACCCUCUGCAUCUCGAGGUCACAGGUGUGUACAGGGAGCCCUCCCUCUCAGCCCAGCCAGGAUCACUGGUGCUCUCUGGAGACAACCUGACCCUCCAGUGUCACUCAGAGGCUGGAUUUGACAGAUUUGCUCUGAGCAAGGAUGAGGGGCUCACACCCCCACAGAGUCUUCAUGGGCAGCACAACCCUGACUUCCCCCUGGGCCAUGUGAACCAGACCCAUGGGGGCCGGUACAGAUGCUACAGUGGACACCACCUCUCCUAUGUGUGGUCGGCCCCCAGCGCCCCCCUGGACAUCCUCAUUGCUGGAAUGUAUGAGAAACCCUCCCUCUCUGCCCAGCCGGGGCCCUCAGUGUCCUGGGGAGAGAAUGUGACCCUGCAGUGUCGCUCUGAUUUCUGGUUGGAUAGCUUCCAUCUGUGCAAGGAGGGGACACUUGCUCCUCCCCAGCAACUUUGUCUGCAGGACACGGCUGCACACUUUCAGGCCAACUUCACCAUCAGUCCUGUGACCUCAGACCACGAGGGAUCCUACAGGUGCUACAGCUCACAUAGCACCUUCCCCUACUUGUUGUCACUCCCCAGUGACCCCCUGGAGCUCCUGGUCUCAGGAGUGUAUAGUGCACCCUCCCUCUCAGCCCACCCAGGCCCUGCGGUGGCAUUAGGAGGGAACGUGUCCCUCUCCUGUAGCUCAGAGUCCCCGUUAGACACUUUCCAUCUGCUGAAGGAGGGAGGAGCUGACCCGGCCCGACACAUGGAACUGAGGAUCUAUCGUAGGAGGGGUCAGGUUAUCUUCCCCGUGGGCCCUGUGAACACCUCCCAUGGGGGGACCUACAGAUGCUAUGGUUCUCACAGCUCCUACCCCUAUGUGUGGUCACUCCCCAGUGACCCUCUGCAUCUCAUGGUCACAGGCGUGUACUGGGAGCCCUCCCUCUCCGCCCAGCCCAGCUCGCUUGUGCUCUCUGGAGACAACCCGACCCUCCAGUGUCGCUCAGAGGCCGGCUUUUACAGAUUUGCUCUGAUCAAGGAUGAGGGGCUCACAUCUCCCCAGGGUCUUUAUGGGCAGCACAGCCCCACCUUCCCCCUAGGCCACGUGAACCAUAUCCACGGGGGCCAGUACAGAUGCUAUAGUGGACACAACCUCUCUUAUGCAUGGUCAGCCCCCAGUGCCCCCUUGGACAUCCUGAUCCCAGGAAUGUAUAAGAAACACUCCCUCUCAGUCCUGCCACAGCCCUCAGUGUCUGGAGGACAGAAGGUGACCCUGCAGUGUCACUCUGAGAUCUGGUUGGAUAUCUUCCAUCUGUCCAAUGAGGGGGCACUUGCUCCUCCCCAGCACCUUCAUCUGCAGGACACGGCUGCACCCUUUCAGGCCAACAUCACCAUCAGUCUUGUGACCUCAGACCACGAGGGGACCUACAGGUGCUAUAGUUCAGACAAAACCUCCCCCUACAUGUUGUCACUCCCCAAUGACCCUCUGGAGCUCCUGGUCUCAGAAGCGGCUGACACCAUUAGCCCAUCACAAAACAAUUCAAAUGCCAAGAAGACCUCGCAUACCCACGAUCACACAGUGGAGAAUCUCAUCCGGAUGGGCGUGGCUGCCCUGAUCCUGCUGGUCCUUGGGAUUCUGCUAUUUCAGGCUCGACACAGCCUGAGAAGACCCCAGGAUGCAGCCAGGAGGUAAACACAAGAGAGAACAAUG